CAACGCCUCACGACCUCCAUCCACCCCCAUUCCUCUUCAAUCCACCAUGUUUCCCACCGCCCGGUGCCUAGCUGCCAAGCCAUCCGGCUUCAUCAAGCGCAGCGCCGAAGAACUCAGUCGCCUGACGCGAAUCGCCUGGAACUCCGAGGCCCUACACACCCCAACCAAGCCCUACGUCCUCCUUGACUUUGAAGAUGACUCGUCCGUCGCCGGCUGCAAGACCAUGGCCGACCGCGCCGUCGGGGGCUUCAGUACCGCCAGUCUCGACUACGUGCCCGCUGAUCCAGCGACCAAUAGUCCCGCCCAUGCCCAAUUCCACGGCAGUAUCUCGACCAAGUUGCCGAUGAAUUGGCGGGUUGAGCGAACGGGCUACGCCGCCUUCCGCAACCAAGACCGAGGCAUGUGGCUCUUCGGCCGACUCUACUGGGACGUCGAUCCAUACGCCUACCUCGCACUGCGAGUAAAAUCCGACGGUCGUCGCUACACCGUGAACAUCCAAACCGACUCCAUCGUCGAGACCGACAUCCACCAACACCGACUCUACACGCGUCAUCACCGCGUCCAACACUCCGCUUCCUCCCUCCCCUCCUCCAUCGAAUCCCCCGACCUCGCCGACCAAAUCUACCCGCACGGCAUCCCCGCCUCCCUCUCCGACACGCCCCCGGAAUCCAUCAUCAUGUCGAGCGGCAGUACCAGUUCCAGUGUAACGACGUCCGGAACGACGGGGUGGGAGACGAUUCUGCUACCGUUCAACUCGUUUGUGCGGACGAAUCAUGGAUUGGUGGUGGAGCCGCAGACGUCGAUUAUCAGACAGCGGGUGAAGAGUGUGGGGAUUGGGUUGACGGAUCGGGUCGAGGGCCCGUUUGAUCUCAGGAUUCAUAAGAUUUGGGCCACGAAUGGUAUGGGCGAGGCGGAGAUUGAGGAGGAGCGGAGGAUUUGUGGGGCGGAUGCGUUGCCUGUUGAUGAGGGGGUUAUGACGGGGUGGAUGGGGGAGAAGAGUGAGGGCGAGAGCGAGAGGAGACGGGAGGCGGAGGAGAAGAAGGAGCCCAAGGCCAAGGGAUUGAAGGGGUUGAAGGAUGAGUGGGAGCAGUAGGUGCAGUUCAAAGUAUACCUUGUUCUCUAGAUUGUAUAGUAAAAGUAGGAGUCCCAGUGAACGUCUACCUAAUACACUGACCGUUUGAUUCCAAUUCUACAAACACAUGAUGCCAUACAUCCCUUACAUCUCGCAGGGACUCAACC
Messenger RNA from Aspergillus ibericus CBS 121593, 1239 nucleotides. RefSeq names its product CIA30 family protein. Gene Ontology annotation, biological process: mitochondrial electron transport, NADH to ubiquinone; mitochondrial respiratory chain complex I assembly. The record is from RefSeq and is a predicted model, not a curated record. Gene Ontology annotation, cellular component: mitochondrion. The coding region runs from base 47 to 1093 and encodes 348 amino acids. NCBI's taxonomy places the organism in Eukaryota, Fungi, Ascomycota, Eurotiomycetes, Eurotiales, Aspergillaceae. The transcript has 3 exons.